This is a messenger RNA of Letharia lupina, 1359 nucleotides long. RefSeq lists its product as uncharacterized. The transcript is spliced from 2 exons. Lineage: Eukaryota; Fungi; Ascomycota; Lecanoromycetes; Lecanorales; Parmeliaceae. Gene Ontology annotation, cellular component: cyclin-dependent protein kinase holoenzyme complex; nucleus. The record is from RefSeq and is a predicted model, not a curated record. Bases 1 to 1359 code for a protein of 452 amino acids. Gene Ontology annotation, biological process: regulation of cyclin-dependent protein serine/threonine kinase activity. Gene Ontology annotation, molecular function: protein kinase binding; cyclin-dependent protein serine/threonine kinase regulator activity.
AUGGCAUCUGGAGACGUGCAUCAGAUGUCUUCAGCGAUAUCUAACCCCUUCCGAACCCCGUCACAAGUCUCGCAUCUACAAAAUGACCCUACCGCCACGCCCUCUCCCACCUCGAAUAGCAGAUCGUCUCAUACCCUCCAACCUACUUCACCAGCGAACGUCCGAUCAAUACCACACAUUGACGGGCCUCAUAUACAUUGGCGAGGUGCCCCACCCCAAGAGCAACAACAUAUCAACGACGGCAAUCACCUCAUGCCGCAAGAGUCUCAGUCCGAGGCAAUACCUCCACCGUCACCACGCCUUGAGCCUACACACCGCUCAACGUUGUCUCUAAAUGGGUCAACGGUCAAUUCGCCGAGCCGCAUCAAGGUUCGAGAUCUCGGCCACAUACAAAGCUUCGCCAGUGAGGAAGUCCUUACCCGGUCACGCCACCCAUCCAGGCAUUCUCUACGAGGGAGGAUGGAUGGCGGGCAGCAGUACGAGAUCAGUGGAAUGCCGGUCACAGAUGUCAUUGAGAUGGUAGCCGGACUCUUGACGAAGAUCAUCACUACAAAUGAUCGCCAACAUGAGAAUCUACAUCGGAAUAUACCGCCUCCAGAAGGUACGACGGCGCUCAGUCCGCAAGCUACAAGUGUGCUCGCUUUCCAUGGAAAAAAUGUACCCAGCAUCACCAUCGCAAGCUAUCUCAGCCGCAUCCACAAGUAUUGUCCGACUACAUACGAAGUCUUUUUGAGUCUGCUGAUAUAUUUCGAUCGCAUGACGGAAAUGGUCAACAGUGGAGCACUGCCUAGAUUGCCAGGCGAUGGGCAGCAUGGCAGGGGCCAUUCGAGAGUACCGAGUGGCGUCAGCUCUAACGGCUCGAGCGAGACGGCGGUCAACUCUUCGCCAGGCGGAGCGGGAAUCGACUCUUCGCCCAGAGCACCAACCAUAGUUUCUCCUCCUGGUUCCGAUAGUUCAGACUCUCAGGACUCAACCAUGAGGCCUUCGCCCUCGAUGCCCUCCGCGAUACCUGAUUCCGACGCCUACGACCUUUCGCACUAUUUUGUGGUGGAUAGCUUCAACAUACAUAGACUCGUCAUUGCAGGAGUCACUUGCGCAAGCAAAUUCUUCUCCGACGUCUUCUACACGAAUUCCAGAUAUGCCAAGGUCGGCGGCCUACCAUUAAACGAGCUAAACCACCUGGAAUUACAGUUUCUUCUCUUGAAUGAUUUUCGUCUUUCUGUACCCAUAGUCGAACUAGAGGCGUAUGGAACCAUGCUGGUUGAGUUCUAUGCGCGCGAAGUCAUUUCUCAACAGCAGCAGGCCAACCAUAUGGAGGGACUGUACAUGCAGACACAAACCCCUACGCCACCACCGUAA